Molecule: messenger RNA, 2502 nt
Organism: Exophiala aquamarina CBS 119918
Lineage: Eukaryota; Fungi; Ascomycota; Eurotiomycetes; Chaetothyriales; Herpotrichiellaceae
Product: beta-mannosidase
Exons: 3
Coding region: 1-2502 (833 amino acids)
Biological process (GO): glycoprotein catabolic process; carbohydrate metabolic process
Molecular function (GO): beta-mannosidase activity
Source: RefSeq, a predicted model, not a curated record
AUGGCUCUACCUGGCAGAAUCCUUGACCCAUUCGUCAACAUGAACGAGCUGGCGGCACGUUGGGUAGCGGACAAGUCAUGGACGUAUAGCACGACCUUCAAUAGUCCUCCUAUAACCAGUGGCAAGGGUGACAGAGUCGACCUCGUGUUCAAGGGACUCGACACGUAUGCGACAGUCAAGUUGAAUGGAUCCAAGAUCCUUGAAGCAGACAACAUGUUCCUCGAAUACCGCGUAGAAAUCACCGAGCAGCUGGAACAAAAGGACAACGAGCUGGAAAUUACUUUUGCUUCGGCACUGCUACGCGGCCGCGAACUCGUCGCGGAGCACGCCCAGGAGCAUAAAUUCAUCGCUCACCAGACUGAACUGGGUAGGAUGCCGGUUCGAAAGGCUCAAUGCCACUGGGGUUGGGAUUGGGGUCCGAUCUUGUGUACUUCUGGGCCAUGGAAGCCGAUUUUCCUCGAGGCGUACACGACUCGUGUCGAAGACGUCUGGUUUCAGGCGGCGGUAAGUGAGGACUUAAAGGCUGUGAGCGGGAAGCUGUUGGCACGUGUGGAUGUUGGGAGGAACAGAAAUGGGGCAGAGGUUGCCGUCAAAUUUACCCUGUCUCUGGAGAAGAAGACGGUCUUUGAGUCUCAAGAGGCUGUCGACAGCGAAGGUCUGUCGACAGCAAAUUUCAAGCUCGAAGACCCGGCCCUCUGGUAUCCCCAUGGAUAUGGCAAGCAAUCACGCUAUGAGCUGAAGGCCACCUUGUUAUUUAACAAAGUGAAGGAGAAUUCCUUGACGAAACUUACGGGAUUCCGCAAGGUCCAGCUGGUUCAGGAGAAAGAUGAAUUCGGAAAGUCGUUCUACUUCCGUAUCAACAAUAUUGAUGUUUUCUGCGGCGGGUCUUGCUGGAUCCCUGCCGAUAGCUUCAUCCCGAGGAUUGGCCGCGAGGGGUACCGCAAAUGGAUGGAAUUGAUGGUGGAUGGGAAUCAAAUCAUGACUAGGAUAUGGGGAGGUGGAAUCUAUGAGGAGGAAGACUUCUACGAUGCCUGUGAUGAUCUUGGAAUCCUGGUUUGGCAGGAUUUCGCAUUUGCCUGUGCAAGCUACCCGACAUACCCAUCGUUUCUCAAGCAAAUCGAGGUAGAGGCUCGGCAUAACCUACGCAGGCUACGAACUCGGCCUUCUCUAGUGAUCUGGGCCGGGAACAAUGAGGACUACCAGAUCCAGGAGAGAUACAACUUAGACUACGACUAUGAGGGAGAUAAGAAUCCGGAAUCGUGGUUGAAAGGUUCAUUUCCGGCAAGGUAUAUCUAUGAAUAUCAACUGCCCAAGCUUGUUGAAGAGGAGGACCCUGGAGCGAUCUACCAUCCAAGCAGCCCUUGGGGCGAUGGAAAGAAGACCUUUGAUCCGACAGUUGGUGAUAUUCACCAAUGGAACGUUUGGCAUGGCCUCAUGCGAAGGCAUCAAGAGCUUCCGACCAUGGGCGGCCGUUUUGUCAGCGAGUUCGGAAUGGAGGCGUACCCUCAUCUGUCAACCAUCAAAUCUGCGAUUACCGACCCAAAACAACAACAUCCAGGAUCAAUGGUUAUGGAUUAUCACAAUCGAGCCAUCAACCACGAGCGUCGGCUGUUGACAUACGUCGCAGAGAACUUCCGAUUAAAUUAUGACUUGCCAGUCUUCACUCAUCUGACGCAAAUCACCCAAUCAGAUGUCAUGGAAUCAGCGUAUCGUUCCUGGAGACGGGACUGGGGAAAGCCUGGAGCGAGAAAGACCGGAGGUAUACUGGUGUGGCAGCUCAACGAUUGCUGGCCUACGAUGUCUUGGGCGGUCGCAGAUUACUAUCUUGUCAGGAAACCGUCCUUCUAUGCUAUGAAGCGAAAUUUGAAACCGGUCGCGAUUGGACUUUCUCGGCCAUUCUAUGAUUGGACAGCUGGUCACAUAGACCCUACUGUUGCUACGCGGGAUAGGAAGUACGACGUGUGGGUAGCAAGCUCGAGGACGGAGGCAGUGCGAGCCGAUAUCACAAUCCGGUUCUUGUCCAUCAAGACUGGAAAAGAAAUCGCCGCGACAAUUAAGAAGAGUGUUCAAACCUUACCAAAUUCGACAACUGAUAUCAUACAACAGGGUGAUGUCGACGUGGAUUCUAAAUUCGACCACACCAAGCCCUUUAACCACGAAUUGUACGAUCCGUACGUAAUCUCUGGCUCGAUAUCGGUAGAUGGGGAAAUAGUCAGCACAGGAACGGCCUGGCCUCAUCCGUUUAAGUAUCUGGACUUCGCAGAUCGCGGUGUCAAAGUUCAGGCGUCCCAGAGUAGGCUCACAAUAACCGCUGAUAAGCCAGUUCAUGGAUUCGUUUUCGAGGAGAAAAAGGAUUGGCUCAAUUUCUCAGACAACGGGUUUGAUAUCAUGCCAGGAGAGGAGAGGGUGGUCGAUGUCACUGGGACAAAAUGGGAAGACGACGAACUGCGGUGGACUUAUAUUGGAGCAGAAUCUGGAUCGAUCGGGCUCAAAACUGUUUGA